Molecule: messenger RNA, 1266 nt
Organism: Microthlaspi erraticum
Lineage: Eukaryota; Viridiplantae; Streptophyta; Magnoliopsida; Brassicales; Brassicaceae
Source: the annotation of a GenBank genome assembly
AUGGCGAAUCAGAAUCCACCGUCGAAUACGCAGACUUACGGCGUCCCGAUUUACGCCGUCGAAUGGAUUCCGGAAGUAGCUGUUAGAUCGAAAAUCUACAAGGAUCAGGAUAUUUCCGAAGAUGCCGGCGAUAAGGAUCGUGAAAAUUCCGAAGACGGCGGCGAGUCCUCGUCGUCGUCCUCCUCGCCCAAGAGCUGCAUCAUUUUGACCGGCGGAGGCGGAGAGGGACGAAGCGGAAUCCCCAAUGUCAUCUUAAUCAUUCCCGUUGAUCGCGAAACCAAUUCUCUCCCGGAACAACCUCUGGCUAAGCAUGUGGUUGGCACUGAUCUACCUUAUCGAAUGACUGUUCAUCCUCGAGAAGAUGGUGUUAUAUGCGCAUUGCCAGAGAGCUGCAAACUGUUCGAUUGGGAAGACAUUAUGAACUCGGUAGAGGGUAAUCAGGCUGGUGACGAGUCAAGGGAAGUGAUUAAAGAGUUGAGAGAUGUUGGACAACAGUUAGCUCUGGCGUUUAAUCAGGAGGGCUCUGUGCUCGCUUCUGGUGGAGAGGAUGGAAAUUUGAGAAUUUUUGAGUGGCCUAGUAUGAAUACGUUGCAUAAUGAGUCCAAUGCACAUGCAUCAGUUAAAAACUUGGCUUUCAGCGAAAGUGGUAAGUUUCUUGCAUCUCUUGGAACUCCACUUUGUCGGGUUUGGGACGUAAGUGCUGCUGCUACUAUUGCCAGUUUGUCAAAAGAAAAGGACGAGGUGUUUGGCUACUGCAGAUUCUCUGUCGACAAUGCUGGCGAUGAAGUUCUUUACAUUGCUGCAAACACUGGACGUGGUGGGAGUAUUAUAACAUGGGAUACAACAUCAUGGAAAAGACGGCGGUCAAACGUUUUUAAAAACAACUCUAUAACGGCCUUUAAUGUCUCAGCUGAUGGGAAGCUUCUUGCAAUAGGAACCAUGGAAGGUGAUGUUUUGAUAAUUGAUUCAAAAAGAAUGAAUGUUAACCAAGUCGUCAAGAAAGCUCAUCUCGGUUUGGUCACCGCACUAGCUUUCUCCCCUGAUUCAAGGUGCUUAGUGUCGGUUUCUUUUGACUCAAGGGCAAGGCUUAUUGCCAUUGAACCAACGCGUGCAAAACGUGGAAUAAGUUUGUGGGCGGUAUUGCUGUUCGUGUUGCUAUACGUGGUUUCGUAUUAUUUCUUGGAGUCAAAGGGGAUCAUAGCCGUAGCCUUUGCGUUUGUAUUUGAGAAAUUCGAAGGGAUUCUUCACCUUUACCUUAAAACUUGA